AUGAUGCGGGCCACUAAUUCCGAUAACAAGGACCAAAUAGCUGCGGUCCAUUUCUUCUGCGGCGAGCAUGUUGAUACCAGAAAAGAGAUGAAUUCUCCAACAACCGAGGCGAACGAGUUUCUGUCACAGCUUCUGUCUUCCUUCAAGCAUAUCAACCUUGUUCCCCUUCCGAAGAUGGGCGAAUUCGAUGGGGACGACAUGGAGGCGGUCUGUCAAUGGAUUGAAUGCUUCCUAGAUCUUUUGCCAGCGACGGCGGUUGUCUUUUGCAUAAUCGACGGCUUGUCAUAUUACCUCGCUGAGGAGCAGACGCCUGAGCAGGCAAACGAGUUGCUUCGGUGGCUUAUCAAAUUGACACGCCACCAGAAAAAGGCCAGGGAACACUUGGAACUAUGCACGUUCAAGUUAUUUCUUACUGCGCCGCGGCAGCUUCAAGGAUCGUAUGUCACAGAGUUAAAAGCGGAUGAAGUCCUGAAUGUGCCAAUCAGGCCUCCUAGAACAGGAGGCUUCACGGAAAUGAAAUGGGAAGCUGGAGCGGGUGGCUAA
Molecule: messenger RNA, 543 nt
Organism: Aspergillus luchuensis
Lineage: Eukaryota; Fungi; Ascomycota; Eurotiomycetes; Eurotiales; Aspergillaceae
Exons: 1
Coding region: 1-543 (180 amino acids)
Source: RefSeq, a predicted model, not a curated record